Molecule: messenger RNA, 1873 nt
Organism: Microbotryum saponariae
Lineage: Eukaryota; Fungi; Basidiomycota; Microbotryomycetes; Microbotryales; Microbotryaceae
Source: the annotation of a GenBank genome assembly
AUGUGGGGCAUGACCAAAUCCAAGCAGGGCAACGAUGGUCAGGCUCAGGACGGUGCCACCACCGCCGACGCCUCGCCGAGCUCAUCAUCCUCAUCGUCGUCAUCCACCACCAACCAAACCACGUCCACCUCUCGCUCCCGACCUACGCACCAUGCCAACGAUAGCAAGUCCUCCUUCAAGAACCCCUGGCCAUCCGCCAGUGCCCCCUCGUUGUCCGAGAUGGUCUCGGGCGGAUUGCCGAUCGGACUUCCUCAUCGGCAUCUCCACAAGCACCCCAAAGCACGGGCCUUGCAAGUCCUCAAACCCGACUGGGGCGCCGCGAAACUAUCCCAGGGUUCCUCGCAGACCCAUACACCGUGCGAGAGCAUGAACAAGCAAGGCAAGCUGCUAGGCACAUGGUUGGGCCAUGCUUCAGCAUGGUGCGAAGUGCCUUUGGUCGAUGGGGAAAGGGGAAAAGCCAAACCGAGGAGUGUCAAGUUGUUGUUCGAUCCGAUCUUUUCGGGCAGGGCAGGGCCGACGGCUUAUACGGGUCCGACGAGGUUGAAGGAUAGUCCCUGUCAGGUCGACGAGCUGCCGGGGUGCGAUGCCGUGUUCAUCUCGCAUAACCAGUCAGUCCGAGCGGCCGAUGAUUUUUACUCGCCACUCGGGGAUGUGAGCUGAUGCUCGUUUCGUUCUGGUUCCCUUUCACGCUGGCAGUUAUGAUCAUUUGGAUCUAUCGUCUAUACAAGCGGUUAUCGAGCAUUACCCCAAAUGUCAUUACUUUGUACCCCUGGGUCAGUCCACCCUGACCUCUUUCCCAUACAGUCGGAAGAUCCUGCUCCUAAUCCCGAUUACAACUGCAGGCAAUCGCAAAUGGUUCCUGGACACGGGCGCACCACAAGACAGAAUCCACGAGAUGGAUUGGUGGGACAAGAAGGAGUUUUGCCCCGAAGAGAUUGGGUACGAAGCCGAUCCUUCUGGCGCCCAGGAGACGUCGAGGUUGAGGUUCACUUGCGUCCCAAGUCAGCACAAUUCGGGUCAGUCCUGUCUUGCUGUGAGGAUAGUCUGAGCGAGAGCUUAGGAAGAUGCUAAUGCGGGGCACGGGUUCAUAUCAGGCCGAGCCGCACUGGACCAAGGCUCUACGCUGUGGUGUGGGUGGGUUGUGGAGCAUUUCGUCCAUUCGCUGGCUACCAAAGAUGGGGACAAGUCGACGGAGCGUAUCACGAGAAAAGGCGCCAUCUAUCAUGCAGGGUAAGUCGGGGUUUUGGUUGUGUGAUCGGCGACCGCCCUUCACAGACUUAUUCAAAGUUAUCCGAGUCUUGCAGCGAUACGGGGUACCGGCGGCAUAAGAAAUCCAAGGUUGUCUGUCCCAUCUUUGAGGGUGAGUCGAUUGUUCGUCAACACGCUUUGACGGGUAUGGGCUGAUCCCAAUUCUACGACGCAGAAAUUGGCCAGAAGUACGGGCCGUUCGACCUCUCCUUCAUCCCGAUCUGGCGAGGUGGCUCAUUGGGAUUUGUUUCUUGGAUUGGACUACGCGUGAGUACGGGAUCGACGGCUUCUUGCGAGAGUAAGCCGAGCUAGAGUAGCGUUUGCCUUAAGCUCACAGCUUGCGCACGAGAAUAUACCCGCUGCUCUGCAUGGUUCCCCCACCGACGCCGUGGCGAUUCACCUGGACGUUCGGUCGCGUACUUCGAUCGGCGUUCAUUUCGGUACCUUUAUCGGCGCGGAGGAGGAAUCGCUCGAAGCCAUCAUCGAAUUACAAGAUGCGUGUGAUGAGGAAGGCGUUGCAUCCGAGUCGGAAUUGGGUGGGGUCGAGCAUGACAAGGGCAAAUUUGGGAUCGUCGAUCUGGGCGAGACGGUCGUCGUGGAUGUGGCGGAUUUGGUGAUUGUUUGA